Brassica napus (rape) is the source of this 4808-nucleotide messenger RNA. RefSeq names its product 4-substituted benzoates-glutamate ligase GH3.12. NCBI's taxonomy places the organism in Eukaryota, Viridiplantae, Streptophyta, Magnoliopsida, Brassicales, Brassicaceae. The transcript is spliced from 4 exons. The record is from RefSeq and is a predicted model, not a curated record. Bases 1778 to 3511 code for a protein of 577 amino acids. Gene Ontology annotation, cellular component: cytoplasm. Gene Ontology annotation, molecular function: acid-amino acid ligase activity.
AUAAACAACUUAGUUUCAAGGUUUAAUCUGUUACUAAAAUUAGUUUUACUGUUUGAAGUUUUAAAUGUCCAAAUGAAAUGUUUAAAGUGCUAAUUUUAACCAAAUUCAUGGUUUAAAAUGUUAUGUUCCCUUCUUCAUCUAUACUAAUUUUCCAAACUUUGUAUAUGAUCCAAAAACUCAUUGCUUUAAAGUUACAAAAGGUCAUUGCUUUGUAUUUUUUUCAUGCAUUUGAAUAAAUAACCUUUAUCAAAAAGAUGGUACAUAAAAGUAUUUUAUAACUUUUACUAGACAUGCUUUGGUAUGAAGAUACAAUUAUACAAUUGCAAUUUGUUCAAUAAAACCCGGGCCAUAUCUGAAACCCGUCAACACCUGAAAGUCCCACAUGCACAAUUAUGAGAAUUUGAUUCUGUAAGUUAAUACUAGGCGACACCAUUAGACAGUAUAUAACUGAUUAAGCAUAAUAAUCCGGAUUAACGAGGUGUAGCUCCAUUUUUCAAAAGAUUACGAGACUUUUCUUCAUGGGAAACUGCAUAUAUUUCAGAUUACUAAGUAUAUUUACAAAUGUGAAAUGUGAGCCAGAGUGGAGACACGUGCAUUCGUUCAAACGUGCGCCUUACGUAAAGAUAGGUCAUAGGUUGGUGCUUGGGGACUUGAUCUACGGCAUGAUUAACCCGGUCUCUUAGCCGGAUUUCUUAACUCAUGAUUUGAUAUUUUUUUGUUUUUCUUUUUACACUUUUCGACUAAAAGACAACUCUUAUAUUUCUUAUUUAAGAGACGGUUCUUAACUUUUCUUAGUUCAAAUCUAAAAAAAAUUAAGAGAUAUCUCUUAUCCGAAAUUAAGAACUCCAAUUAAGAGAUUGGAGUUAAUGAUGGUCUUCUCUCACGCUCACACAAAUCACUUUAGUCCCGUACAAACAAAAAGCAUAUUUUGUUAGCUUACCAUAUCUUCCGUAUCAUUUCACACGUUUUCCUAAAAUGUAUUCCCUCAGCUUCCUCCAUUCAUAAAAUAGGAUUUUUAGAUUUUUAUUUUGUUUCAAUUUUAUUUACAUUUUUGUAUAUAUUUUUAAGAACAUUAAUUGAAAAUAUUUAAAUUAAUUGAAUACUAUUGGUUAAUAUUUAUUAAAAACACAUGAUAAAAAAACUAAUUAUAAAUAUUUAUUAUAUUUUUAAUAUGUGUGAAUAAUAUAUAAAAAAAUUAGUUGAGAAGAAGGCAAAGAGUAACUAACUUUUAGUAUAAUCUAGUUACACAAAUAAAAUAGUGUUUCCGGCUUCAGCCUUUUUAUCGUUGAAAUAUUUUAAUAAACAUUGAACGUUCUUCACAAGCUAUGUGAUUGUACAUAUUUAUUUAUAUGAUUUUGUCUGAAAAUUAAGAUUUGAAUAUACAUAACUAUUAUUUUUCUAACGAUUCAUUAGUAAGAGCUUAUUAGUCGACAUGUGGUCAGUGUCAUGUGUUAAAGUUGAGAGAUUCAAAAUUUUAAAAUAAUAGUUAAUAAUCACUAUAUAAGAAGGCCAAGCCAUGUUUGGAUAUUGCCAUUGACGUGACUCAAAUCAGAGAGUUACGGCACAGCCAAAUAUCAAAUUGGCUGAAAACGCCAUACAAAUAGAAGGUUUGUUUGUUUUUUUACUCACAUAAAUUAGCACUAUAUCAAUAUUUAUGGCAUUCCCUAUUAUGCUGAGCGGUUUCACUAACUACCAACUUGUACGUACAACUCAAUAAUAUUGUGAGCCGAGUGUGCAACUUUUUGGUUUCAGGUGAGCUAAGCUAAGAGAACCAAAUAUGAGUUUGUGCUCUGAUCUCUGCGACAAAUUAGACGAGAAUGUUUUGGAAGAGUUGGCGUCCAAUGUGAAGCAAGUACAAGACAAUGUAUUGGAGGAGAUACUCACACUUAAUGCUGGAACUGAGUAUCUUAGGCGUUUUCUCCAUGGGAGUUCUGAUAAGGAGCUUUUUAAAAAAAACGUUCCCGUGACGACAUACGAAGAUGUAAAGCUUUAUAUCGACCGUGUUGCAAAUGGAGAGCCCUUUGAUGUUAUUUCUGGGAAACCCAUUACCGGUUUCCUACUAAGUUCCGGAACUUCUGGAGGAAAACGGAAGAUGUUUCCUCGUAACAACAAAUACUUGGAAAACUUGAAAUUCAUCUAUUUUUACCGCUCGCUCGUUAUAACCAAGCAUAUCGAUGGUCUUGAGCAUGGAAAGGGAAUGGUGUUUAACUUUUGUACACCAGAGCAGAAUACUCCCUCUGGUUUGCCAGCUUCGUCUGCGACGACGAGCUUCUUCAAGAGUGAUUACUUCAAGAACCGACCAUCAUAUUGGCAUUGGUCAUUCACAAGUCCUGACGAAGUCAUAUUGUGUUCAGACAACAAACAGAGUUUGUAUUGUCAUCUCCUGUGUGGUAUAGUUCAAAGAGACGAGGUUGUGAAGGUUGGUGCCGCCUUUGUUUCUAUCUUGGUCCGUGCAAUUACUUUUCUUGAAAAAUUUUGGAAAGAAAUUUGCACUAAUAUCCGUUGUGGUCAUCUUAGCGAAUGGAUCACUGAUAUUAGCUGUAGGGAUUCUGUAUCAAAGAUCCUUGGAGAACCUAAUCCUGAAUUGGCUGAUCUCAUCGAAAAUGAAUGCAACCAAAAAUCAUGGGAAGGUAUAAUUCCAAGACUUUGGCCUAAAACCAAAUUCAUCGAAAGCAUUGCGACAGGCCAAAUGGCUCAGCACAUCCCAACAUUAAAGUUUUACUCUAACAAUCUGCCUUUGAUUUCUUCAAGUUAUGUUUCUUCGGAAACUAUGUUUGGGAUUAACAUGAAUCCUUUGUGCAAACCACAAGACGUGUCAUACACAUUUAUGCCUAACUUCUCAUAUUUCGAGUUCUUACUUGUUGACGCGGGUGACAAAGUAGAAAUUGUUGAUCUUGUGGAUGUCAAGUUAGGGAGCCAUUACGAGCCGUUGGUCACAAAUCAUUCUGGCCUACACAGACAUAAGAUGGGUGAUGUUUUACAAGUGACUGGAUUUUACAAUAGUGCACCUCAGUUUAGGUUUGUGCGGAGAGGAAAUUUGGUUCUGAGCGUUCAUUUGGAGAUAACUACAGAUGAAGAUCUUUUAAAUGCGGUGACACAUGCAAAGAUGGUUCUUGAAUCAUCAAAUUUGAUGUUGAUUGACUUUACAAGCUAUGCUGAUGUAUCUACUACUCCCGGUCAUUAUGUUCUGUACUGGGAACUCAAAGGAAAAUACAACAAUGACAUUGCUGAAAUUGAUAACAAGGUUUUAGUAGAAUGUUGUUACGUGGUGGAAGAGUCCUUGAACAAUUUUUACAAAGAAUUUAGGAGCAAAGACGGAUCAAUUGGAGCUCUAGAGAUAAGGGUGGUGCAACAAGGAACUUUCGAUUCUCUUAUGGAGUUUUUCAUUACCCAAGGUGCUUCUUCAACUCAAUACAAGACACCCAUUUGCAUCAAAUCUUCCGAGGCAUUAGCGAUCUUAGAAGAAAAAGUUCGAUCUAGGUUCUUUACCGAUAAGGUUCCCUUUCUUUAGACUUUUCGUCAUGAUUUUUAUCAUUUUGCAUGCGUUGAAAUAAAGUUUGUGGAAAAUACCAUGAGAGGAGACAAAACUCAUGCUUUUCAAUCUUAUUUUGAAGUAUACUUUUCAUAUAACUAGUAUUUUAUUAAUAAAACCCGAUCACAAUGACUGAUGUCAUAUAGUUUUUCAUAGAGAUUACACAAAGUGCAAAACUUUAAGAAACACAAAAGAGAAAAAGAUAUAAAAUGUAGCGCUUUGAUAUAUAUUCCAUUUUGAAAGAUUAAAUUUGCCACACACACACUUCUGUUAUUGAGCAUGAAGAAAAUGGAGUGAGUGAGUGAGUGAAAACAAUAUCGAAAAUAUCCUGACAUCACACGAGAUGUUGAAAUAGAAUGCGUGUGCUCAUCAUGUUUCAAUGUAUUUUCAAGAAUUUACUUAAGACAACCAAAAAUCACCUAGACAUAUAAUUUAAGAAAUAAUUUUUCAAAUUUUGCUUGUCAUCUCUACAAUCACCGUCACUAAGGCUAUGUACAAUAGUUGUAUAAAUUCAACAUUCUAAUUUACAUUUUUUCACAAUCCACAUCAUCUUCUCUUUCUUCCACCUAUUAAUUCAACACAUAUACAAAUUUUGUCUCUACAAUGGUUUUGUUUAAGAAAAUUCAACACUACAACCUAUAUUCUUAUUUAUGUAACUUAAUAGCUAUAUAUUAAUUCAAAAUGGACUGUAAUUAAAGUAAAUAUUUUAAAAUGACAUAGUUUUAAUAAUUUUUAUUUUAUAUUUUUAUUCUUUACUAUUUUCAGAAAAUAAUAUUUACAUAAUAUUUUUUAAACAAAUAUGAAAUGACAUAAUUAAGUUCAUAAUUAAUAUUAGUAAAAUAGAAAUUAUAGGAAAAAAUUGACAUUUUUAAUAUUCUAUAUCCAAAUGAAAUGAAACUAGUAUUUAUUUAUAGAUCAUUAAAAAUACUAAGUGUUAGUAUCAUUUUUAUUUUAAAUUAUUUUAUUAUAAAUCAAUUAAGUUUAAAUUAUUGGGUGAAAAUAAAGAGGAACAAAAACUAGAUAACCAAUGAUAAUAUUAUUUUUAUGUUUUAAAAUACUUAUGAGUGGAUAAGACGUAAUAUGUGAUAUAUAAAUAAAUAUAUAUUUUUGGGUUGCUAUAACAUGAUUUUUCUUUGGGAAACUGCCAUAAAUACAAUAUUCAUAGUAUUACUUUUCAUAUUUACAUUAACCACUUUUAUCCUUACUUUUAACGAAGGAUAAAAUAUAUUUAUAUCUAUAGGAUUAACUAAUAUAGACUUAUGGUUUAGAGUUGAGG